Messenger RNA from Penaeus chinensis, 969 nucleotides. Its product is annotated as calcitonin gene-related peptide type 1 receptor-like. Gene Ontology annotation, molecular function: G protein-coupled peptide receptor activity. Gene Ontology annotation, biological process: cell surface receptor signaling pathway; adenylate cyclase-modulating G protein-coupled receptor signaling pathway. The transcript has 10 exons. Lineage: Eukaryota; Metazoa; Arthropoda; Malacostraca; Decapoda; Penaeidae. Gene Ontology annotation, cellular component: plasma membrane. The record is from RefSeq and is a predicted model, not a curated record. Bases 1 to 969 code for a protein of 322 amino acids.
AUGGAAAUCCAGUGGGCAGCCGACAUACCCAGCAAUAUGACCACCCCUCGACCAAAGCUCUACUGCAACGCGACUUGGGACACUCUCUACUGCUGGCCUGCCACAGAAGCCGGCAGUGUUGCAAAGGAGAUGUGUGCAACAGUUUUCACCGACAUUCCGGAUCUUGUGAAUUAUCCUGAUGCCUACGCCUUCCGGGAGUGCGGCCAGGACGGAGUGUGGAUGAAAGACGGCUGGACGAAUUACUCCCAGUGUCUCAACGUCAUCGACAAGCAGGGCGAGGCGAUGGGUGUCGUAGAUGCUGUGAGAUACAUCACCUUCAUCGGGGCGAUCCUGUCUCUGGUCACUCUCGCCGUCACCUUCUUCAUCUUCACGUACUUCAGGACGCUGGAGUGCGACCGCCUGCGAGUGCACAGGAACCUGGUCGUCUCGCUCAUCAUCCUGUUCAUAGUGAUGCUCGUCCUGACGGAGCCUUUCGUGUCCAACCGCCAGACCAUCUCCUACAGGGAUGUGGAUUGGCUCUGUAAGACCCUUUUGGCAAUCAGGAUGUACGCCCAAAUGGCCUCUAUCAACUGGAUGUUCGUCGAGGGGCUGUUCCUCCACUCAAGGUUGACCUCCAACGUCUUCGACUCGGGCGCUCCCUUCCCUCUUUAUUACACCAUAGGAUGGGGCGCUCCCCUGGUGUUCAUCGUGGCGUGGUCGGUCACCAUGGCCCUGCACUAUCCCGUCCGUUGCUGGAUGUCCUACAGUGACCUAACUUACGUGUGGAUUCUGGUGGCACCCAUGUUCACCACGCUUAUGAGUCUAGGUUCUCCCUGGGUUUUGUUUGCCCGGACCGUUUGGUGCUUACCUCUGUGGUGGGAGAGACCUGAGAGAAAGUGGGGUUCAGGGGCACCACCCCAAAAACCUCCAUUCCCCGAACUAGAUCCCUUAUUACUGGAUGCGGUUUAUGGACUUACUCAGGACAUAUGA